Molecule: messenger RNA, 765 nt
Organism: Anguilla rostrata (American eel)
Lineage: Eukaryota; Metazoa; Chordata; Actinopteri; Anguilliformes; Anguillidae
Product: nucleoside diphosphate kinase B
Exons: 5
Coding region: 165-620 (151 amino acids)
Biological process (GO): UTP biosynthetic process; CTP biosynthetic process; GTP biosynthetic process
Molecular function (GO): nucleoside diphosphate kinase activity
Source: RefSeq, a predicted model, not a curated record
AGCAACUGGAAAGUCCGCAUAGUCUACGGCACCACGCCAUACUCGUCCCCGCCCACUAGCUACAUCUUUAAAUUCAGACUGUCCUCCGUGCUUGGUCCCUUUGUCGGUCGGUGCGCUGCAGCAACGGUUCAUAUUCCCUUCAAGAGGCCCAGAUAUCAAGCAGGAUGUCCGACGAACGCACGUUUAUCGCAGUCAAACCUGACGGUGUGCAGAGGGGCCUUAUCGGCGACAUCAUCAAGCGCUUCGAGCAGAAGGGCUUCAAACUGGUCGCCAUGAAGUUCGUGCAGCCGACUGAAGAGCUCCUGAAGCAGCACUACAUGGAUCUGAAGGACUUGCCAUUCUUUCCCGGGCUGAUCCAGUACAUGAAAUCUGGCCCUGUUGUUGCCAUGGCAUGGGAAGGCCUCAAUGUUGUGAAGACCGGCAGGAUCAUGCUAGGCGAGACCAACCCAGCUGCCUCCAAGCCCGGGACCAUCCGCGGGGACUUCUGCAUCGAGGUUGGCAGGAACAUCAUCCACGGUAGCGACUCUGUGGAGAGUGCCAAGAAAGAGAUCGGCCUGUGGUUCAAGCCGGAGGAGGUGGUGAACUACAAGAGCUGCGCGCAGAGCUGGAUCUACGAGUAACCGUCCCGCCUCAGUUUCCCAUCAACCCCUGCACCCAGUCACGACCCAGGCCUUGAAGAGGAUUUUUACCGUCCUUUUUUUUUUGUUUUGUUUUUUUUUUUCCAUUGUAAAUCAUGAUCACUUAAUGGUCAAUAAAAAAAAUAAA